This is a messenger RNA of Laetiporus sulphureus 93-53, 915 nucleotides long. RefSeq lists its product as uncharacterized. Gene Ontology annotation, biological process: protein dephosphorylation. The record is from RefSeq and is a predicted model, not a curated record. Gene Ontology annotation, cellular component: nucleus; protein phosphatase 4 complex; cytoplasm. The coding region runs from base 1 to 915 and encodes 304 amino acids. The transcript has 5 exons. Gene Ontology annotation, molecular function: protein phosphatase regulator activity. Lineage: Eukaryota; Fungi; Basidiomycota; Agaricomycetes; Polyporales; Laetiporaceae.
AUGGACAACACGGAUAGAAAGGAUGACCUUGAGUGGAAAACAGAGUAUGACGAGUUGCUCGAGGAGGUGGCAUCCACAGAUCAUGUCGAUGUAUCAAAAUGGCCGCUGCUGCGAGAUAUCAUUCGGUACAAGAUCGACAAGAAUAUAGCAUUGUUCCUCUCUGGGACUGUCAAGAAAGAGUAUUCGCGGUUAACAGUAACCGCCACACCAUGUCCGGGUGGGCUGAAACUCCCGCCGUUCCCUCCUCGCGAGCAAGCACGCGUUCUAUCCAGUGCGAUCGAAGCGCCUAAGAACCAACUCACAGAACAGGAGGCGUCGGACUAUAAAGCAACGCUGUAUUCGAUGCUCAACGAGUUUCACAAGAGUCCACCCUUCACGAUCCAAAGGCUUUCUGAACUUUGUCUGCGGCCUACGGAACAAUACAAGUAUCUGGGAAAAUAUCUUCGUGCCGUAGAACGGUCUCUUCUCGUCACCUCAACAUGGGACGCAUUCCCGCCCAUACCAGAAGGCGCCACUCCACGCGCCGUCAGGACCGUACCUCUUGCUGUCAGCUCUCUGUCAGCGCCCUCCACGCCACUGUUUUCUCCUAUCCCCUUCCUUCACGAGGAUGCUCGGCGCUCAAGCUCUCGCAGUCCCCCGCCAAGCCCUCUUGUCUUGCCUGCGAUACGCGUCGGUGGUACCGCCACAGCAAUGCCAUCUGCCGGAGCGGAGGGUGCGGGACAGAAAGCGCUUGGACUUGUAGAUGAAUUGGACCACCCGAGCCCCGGUCAUCUAAGCGAACAGCCACAACCAAUCUCUGCUACGACAACUGUAAACCCGCAGCCAAAACCGUUGUUCGGAAGCUUGGAGGAGAGAUUUGUGGCGGCUGCAAAACAGGUCGAUGGAGAUAGCGAAGAGAUGAAGACGGACGGCUGA